CUGGUGCACGCGCACGGAUUAACAGAGAGAGAGAGCGCUGAUAAUUAACUUAAUAAUAUAAAAUCACACGUUUUGUUUUGUUUUCUCCUGAGUUGCUUUAAACGGAAAUUACUGCACGGAUUUUGUUUAAUCCGUUCUUUCGAACCCGUCCGUUUUGAAGAGAAGUCUCGUGCGCUCCGGGAGGAUGCUGGCGCUGAGCUCGCGCUGCUGUUGCUGCUGCUGCUGCUGGCUGCUCGCGCUGCUGCUGCUGCUGCUGAGCCACGCGGGAGUCAAAGCGGCCAACCACCACCACCACCACAACAACAACAACAACAACAACAACAACUCCAUCAAAACGGCGCCGCUCGGAGACGCGCCGACCCCCGACCCCGCCGCCGCAGCGGCCACGCGCCCCGGCAGCGCGCCUCACGCGCCCGCCAAGAAGUCCAACAUUCCCGUGCAGGUGUACGGCAGUGAGAAGCAGUGCAGCAGCGAUAAGGACUGUGCAGUCAGUAGUUACUGUCACAGCUCGCAGCACGCUUCGUCACGAUGCGUCAACUGCCGCCGGAGGAAGAAGCGAUGCCACAGAGAUGCCAUGUGCUGCCCUGGAAACCGCUGCAGCAACUUUAUCUGCGUCCCGUUCCCCGAGAACCUCAUGACCCAUCACAUUGCACCUGUAAAAGAGCACAAAAAGCUAAGCAAAGACAAGGCCUGGAAGAAGAGUGGAAAAGUCCAGACCAAGGUCUCUCUCAAAGGUCAUGAGGGCGACCCUUGCCUGCGUUCCUCAGACUGUUCGGAGGGUUACUGCUGUGCCCGCCACUUCUGGACCAAGAUCUGCAAGCCGGUACUGCGCCAAGGUGAAGUGUGCACCAAACAACGCAAGAAAGGCUCGCACAACUUGGAGAUCUUUCAGCGCUGCGACUGUGCCAAAGGCCUGGCGUGCAAAGUGUGGAAGGACGCCACGUCCUACUCCAGGUCCAGACUGCACAUGUGCCAGCGGACCUGAGAGGAGCAAGGGAGCGGUGGGGAAACGAGGGAACUGCACCGGAAGGCCCUUUGUUCCCUCCAGGGAGCGAGGUGGAGAGGAAUCCCUCUGCCCAGGACUCAGAAAUAUGUGAAGGGGAAUCACGGAUAAGCGAGAGGAGAUUACAGUGAGACAGAGAUUAAUCUGGGCCAGUGUGUGUGUGUGUGUGUGUGUGUGUUUGUGGGUUUGCAAUGGAUGAUUGAUGUUCACUGUUGAUGAUUGAGGUACAUGAUAAGAUAGAGCUUUGGAUCGUUUUUACCAAGCAUCUUUUCAUGAUUGUUUUUUGCUGCACAUGUUUUGAAGAGAUUUAUUUGAAAGCCAUAGCCGUAACAACAUGUAAUGAGGUCAUGAAAUAAUUUCGCUGUCUGUAGGAAUUUAGGUUUGACAGUGAUUUUGAAAACAAGACAGAGUUAUCCAGUGAUGAGAUGCAUACAGAUUUCAUACGCAUUCCACCAGGCUUCAGGAUAAUCUAUCAGAAAUAACCACUAUGUUCCAUGAAUUCCACAAAAAAAAAAAAUCUUUUACUGCUCUGUAACACACUCAAGUAUAUAACCACAUGUUUAUGUCUGUUAGGUCUACCACAUCUCAUUUCAAGCUUGUUACUUUUUAUAAGCACUCAUAUUGUAUAUUGUGAAAAAAAAAAUAGCGCACUGUCACUUAGUCUCAGCAUCAUUUGAAUUUGCAGAAGGGUACCAUGCCUCAGAGCUGCUUUACUGAUUUAGGGCUGUAUUCAGUGUUGGUGAUUAAAGUCCACAAAUUAUGUCGGGGAGAAAUACAGUACUGUGCAAAAGUCUUGGGCACAUGUAAAGAAAUGCUGUCGACAAAAAAUGGCGUAUUUGUUGCAACAUUAAAAAAAAUACUAUAAACAGUAAGCCAUAAUAAAGGAAACAAAGUCUAUAUUUGGUGUGAGACGAUCCUUUGCUUUUAAAAAAAAGUCUCAGGUACAAUGAUUACAGUUUUAUGCGGAAAUGAGCUGUAGGUUUUACUGAGCAUCUUACAGAACCAGAAAUGGUUCUUCUGGACACUUUGUCACACUCGCUUCUUCAUUUUGCACCAAAACCCAGCAGUCUUCAUUAUGAUUUCUUUUUUUAAUCUGAAAAGUGCUCUCUUAUGUAAUAUGCUGCUCAGAUACAACCUUUUUCUUCUGUAACAUUUAAUUUUGUGCUGGAAAACAAACGUUUGGACUCUAAAAUGUUUUUGUACUGAUUCGAUAAUGUAGAAGUCAUAAAAUAGAAAUCUAUAACAAAGAUUGUAUGAAAGAAAAAAAAAACACAGGGUGCCGAAGACUUUUGCACAGUACUGUAUGUAAGCUUAUAAAAUAGCACUUGAUCCAGCACAAUCUAUUCUGUUAUUUUACUUCUUAAUUAUUUAUAUCGUGCUUAUUGACAACUUAAUGCCAGGAAGUCAUCAUAAUGUGUGCACAUGAUAUUGGUUAUUUUAUCAUGCUAUUUUGAUUUGUUUAAUAAAAUUAAUAAAUAAUGACAAUGUUUUUGUUAAUUCUAUACACUCUCCUGGAAAGAAAACUUGUCCACGGUUUGAAGAAUAAGCUGACCAGGCAUUCAUCUGCUACACUUCCAGCUUACUUUAAGUUAAUUAAUUACUUUGUACUUAAAUACAGUACCAGUCAAAAGUUUGUACACCCCUACUCAUUCAUAGGUUUUUCUGUAUUUUGACCAUUUUCUACAUUGUAGAACAAUACUGAAGACAUCAAAACUAUGAAAUAACAUCUGGAACAUAUAUGGAAUUAUGUGGUAAACAAAAAAAGUGUUAAAAAAACAAAAGAUGCUUGAUAUUUUAGAUUCUUCAACAUAUCCAGCGUUUACCUUGAUGCCGCUUUGUACACUAUUGGCAUUAUCUUAACCAGCUUCAUGAGGACGUUACCUGGAAUGCUUUUCAAUUAACAGGUGCCUCAUCAAAAGUUAAUCUGUGGAUGAGUUUCUUGCCUUCUUAAUGUGUUUUGAGAACAAACAGUAAAUAGUAAAUAAUAAAAAUACAGUAAAUAGCCCUAUUCCACAACUGCAGUAAUCCAUACAUAUUAUGUCAAGAACCAAACAACUAAGUAAAGAGAAAUGACAUCCAUCAUUACUUUAAGACAUGAAGUGACUAUUAAUUAAUAAAGAUAAAGAAAAAAAACAUUGAUUUAGAAGUUGUGUCCAAACUUUUGACUGGUACUAUAUAUGAAAUAAACAAUGUAUCUUUAUGAUACAAUGAAUGAAUGACCUAAUUAAUAGUAGUGUCAAUUUUAUGUAUCUAAUAUUUACAGCCCAAAACGUACAUUUCAGCACAACAUAUUGUGGUUACAUCAAACUGGUGCUGGAUUUAAUCGUGCUCCAAACUUGACGUGAGAUCAUGCAAGAAAAUUGGGUUCAGAAAGAGUGCGACUGAGACACGCCUUCUGAAUUGCGCUAAAGUUCAGAAUUAUAUCUGGAUGCACAAUUUCUGUAUGAAAGCCUCACUGGACACGCUGAACACAACUCUGAAUACAGCCAUUAGUGAACAGUGGCAUGGGUUACAGUUUACAUGGUUUCAACUAAAGAGCAAAUUGAGGAUACGGUAAACUGAGGGUUCCUGUCCUGCAAAACAAAGCGCAGUUCUCUGAAACUGUUUAUUUUUUCCUCCUCUUUUUUCACAGAAUGUCAUUAAUAACUAAAAUAUGCAUUGAGAAUCCAAGAAAUAGGCACUGCUGUUGGUUUUACAGAUGUUGCCUAUUUGUACAAGGAAGGAUCUUAUGAUCGUAAGUCUGUUUUCACUCGGCAACAUCCGUUCCCAUCAAGAACACAUGAAACAUUACGAUUAAUGACAACACCUUCUAAAUAUCAAUCCAGAAUCUCCGAGCGAAUACAGGAUUACAGGAACGGGCUCAGAUUACAGAUCUAGUCUUAUGACGCCGGACAUACUGUAUGGGUCAAGGAGAAAAUAUGGCUACAGUAUCACAGAGUGAUCAAGGAAGAGAAAAUGAAAUGCCUUCAUUAUUAAAGCACAUAGAUAACCAUGUGAAUAACAUAACAUCAUUAACUUCUUAUUCAUGCACACUUUUGACAGAUUCGCUUUAGGAUUCUAACCACUUGUUUACAGCUUACAACUUUCGUGUAUAGGUCAUUUUAAAGAAUCUGUAGAUUCACAGCAAUGCCUUAUCUUAUGAUUGUGAAUUUUAGAAUAAAUAACUGUAGCCAAUAAUAUUCAUUAUAAUUACAAAUUGUCUAUUUUGUGGAUUUUUUUAAUAUUGUAUUUUCCUGUCAGUUAAUAAUAAAGAAGUAAUAAGCUCUUAUUGUAAAUAACAAGGAAACUGAAAUGAAAUGUAUUUAAAAGCAAUUGUAUAUCAUGUACAUAUGAUGAUGGGAAGUAUGCAGGCUGUGUGUUUGGUACGGAGCCUUGAUUAAAAGCAGCAGUUGAAUCUAAAGCUGCUAUUAUACGAGAGUUUUAGCGUGCAUUGAAGUGCAGAAAGCCUAUUUUACAGCUUCGGUUUUGUCUACACAGUUGCAUUUUUAAAAUAUAUUAAGGUCUCCAUAGAGAAUUAUGACUAUUAAAUUAUUUUUCAGAACGCCUUGAAAUGUUUUGUUCAAAUCACCUUUCAUGAGUCCAGAUUGUCCAUUUGUUUUCUACACUUGUUCCUGAAAACAAAAGAAAACACAACAAAAAUGAUAUUGAAAUUUGGUGCCCUAUUUUCUCCUCCCUCCAGGGUGUAUUUACAAUGUUUAAAUGAUUAAAGAAUGUAUUUUGUAUUACAA
This is a messenger RNA of Neoarius graeffei (lesser salmon catfish), 4731 nucleotides long. RefSeq names its product dickkopf WNT signaling pathway inhibitor 2 (gene dkk2). Lineage: Eukaryota; Metazoa; Chordata; Actinopteri; Siluriformes; Ariidae. Gene Ontology annotation, cellular component: extracellular region. The coding region runs from base 185 to 985 and encodes 266 amino acids. Gene Ontology annotation, biological process: negative regulation of canonical Wnt signaling pathway; multicellular organism development. Gene Ontology annotation, molecular function: receptor antagonist activity; co-receptor binding. The record is from RefSeq and is a predicted model, not a curated record. The transcript has 4 exons.